Messenger RNA from Cephus cinctus (wheat stem sawfly), 2767 nucleotides. It is a transcript of the gene ABCB7, whose product is annotated as ATP-binding cassette sub-family B member 7, mitochondrial. Gene Ontology annotation, biological process: intracellular iron ion homeostasis; transmembrane transport. Gene Ontology annotation, molecular function: ATP hydrolysis activity; ATP binding; ABC-type transporter activity. Lineage: Eukaryota; Metazoa; Arthropoda; Insecta; Hymenoptera; Cephidae. Bases 144 to 2381 code for a protein of 745 amino acids. The transcript is spliced from 11 exons. The record is from RefSeq and is a predicted model, not a curated record. Gene Ontology annotation, cellular component: mitochondrial inner membrane.
UUUAUGUGGUGGCCAUUUACAAGCCUCUGCUGAGACUUAUUUCGGAGCGAAGACUAUCAUCUGAUCUUAUAUUUUCCAUGGUGUACUAUUAUUGGGGUGUACUUCAAGUCAAUAGUUUAGUACUCGACAGUAUUCUAUGAAACAUGUUGGGUCUAAUUUUGUGCGGUCGUCUGGUACGAUUUGCACAAAAUAAUUCAAGAAUUAGGAUUGGUGGUAUAAAGAAGUUUUCAAAUUCGGCUGGCAAACAGUUAAUAUUUUCCAGAGGACAACGAUAUUCUGUUCCUAAGUGUUCGGCUUCGAUUUCAGUCGCCGGAAUUAGGUGCUGCAGUGGCAAUGUUCUGGACCGAGCGCAGAAGAAGAAAAAUGUUCCUCAAUCGAAGUCCGUGGUCACUCCGGUUAAAUUAGCCUUGGUAGUGGCCGGGCUAACUGGGGCUAAACCGGGACAACAAAAGCGUAACUGCUUCCAUCCAGGCGUAUCUAGCUUGAGCCGCGAAGGAAUAAGCUUCCAGGAUCGACCCCCAGUUACCAGUAUAGAAAUGGUCAAAGGAAUGCUUAGUUAUAUAUGGCCAAAGGAUGAUCAGGAAAUUAGAAACAGAGUAAAAUUAGCUGUAGGUCUAUUGGUUGGAGCCAAGCUACUCAAUGUCGGAGUACCAUUUAUUUUCAAAUAUGCUGUCGACACAUUAAAUGCUCAUUCAGUAGCAGCAGGUGGAGAGGCGAUUUUAAGUAUGAAUAGCGCUCCGGAAACUGCAGCAACCAUAGGAAUAUCAUUAUUGAUUGGAUAUGGUAUUGCUCGUGCCGGUGCGGCAGGUUUCAAUGAGCUGCGAAACGCAGUUUUUGCAAAAGUCGCACAACAUUCGAUUCGUAGAAUUGCGAAAAAUGUAUUUUUACAUUUGCACAAUUUGGAUUUAGCAUUUCACCUUGGAAGACAAACCGGUGCGUUGUCUAAGACCAUAGAUAGGGGUAGUCGUGGCAUUAAUUUUGUACUCUCUGCCAUGGUGUUCAAUAUAGUGCCUACUAUAUUCGAAUUAGGUUUAGUAAGUACGAUAUUGGGUAUAAAAUGUGGCGGAGAAUUUGCCAGUGUUGCUUUAGGCUGUGUUGGAAUUUAUACGGUUUACACAUUGGGUGUCACUCAAUGGCGAACGAAAUUUCGGGUUUACAUGAAUCAAGCGGAAAACGAAGCCGGGAACAAGGCGAUAGACUCGUUGAUCAAUUACGAAACAGUGAAAUACUUUAAUAAUGAGAAAUUCGAAGCUGAAAAGUAUGACCAGUCUUUGAAGAAGUAUGAGGCAGCUUCUUUGAAGACAAGUACCAGUUUAGCAUUGCUGAAUUUUGGUCAGCAUGCAAUAUUCAGCGCUGCACUCAGUUUGAUAAUGGUACUGGCUGCAAGGAACAUUGUUAAUGGAACAAUGACUGUUGGUGACUUGGUAAUGGUAAAUGCAUUGUUGUUUCAACUAUCCGUCCCAUUAGGUUUCUUGGGUUCGGUGUAUCGAGAAGUUAGACAAGCUUUUAUAGAUAUGCAAACUAUGUUUACGCUAAUGACAAUGGAUCCUACUAUUAAGAACAAAGAAAAUGCCAAACCAUUUAGUAUCACACCACAAAACUCUGAAAUCACAUUCAAGGACGUGAAUUUCCAAUAUGUGGAAGGCAAGAAUAUUUUUAAGAAUCUUAGUUUUACCCUUCCUAGUGGAAAGAAAAUUGCCAUUGUCGGUGGUUCAGGUUCUGGCAAAACGUCAAUCGUAAGACUGUUAUUCAGGUUCUUCGAGCCAAAGAGUGGCGAGAUUUUGAUAAACGGUCAAAAUAUUCGCGACGUCGACCUGGACGAUUUGCGAAGAUCCAUAGCCAUAGUGCCACAGGACUCCGUGUUGUUUCAUGAUACCAUUUUCUAUAAUCUCCAUUACGGAAACUUAGCCAGAUCUGAAAAUGACGUUUACGAGGCGGCAAAAAUGGCGAAUCUUCAUGAUUCUAUAUUGAAAUGGCCUAAAGGAUAUCAGACUCCAGUUGGAGAACGUGGUUUGAAAUUGAGUGGUGGUGAAAAACAAAGAGUAGCGAUAGCACGAGCAAUUCUGAAAAAUAGUCCUAUUUUAAUAUUCGACGAAGCUACAUCAUCCUUGGACUCCAUAACAGAAGCUAAUAUUCUAGAGGCUCUCCGACGAGCGACUACUGGUCGCACUUCCAUCGUCAUUGCUCAUCGUCUGUCUACAGUGAUGGACGCCGAUGAAAUUUUGGUUUUGGACAACGGCUCUCUAGUUGAGAGAGGCACGCAUAAUGAGCUAUUGGCUAUCCCAAAUUCUCUUUAUGGUAAAUUAUGGGAGGCGCAGCAUAUGGGCGUGAUAAAACAAAAGAAUGAAACUAUUAAACAAAGACCAGAAGGUAGUGCAUGAUUCCAAAAUAGAAGGAAAAUGCACUCUGUCCUGUCCUGUCUACUAUUUCAUUAGUGAUAUUUACAGUAAUAUAAUAGCGUUAAUGUACAGAAGCACGCGCCAUGUAGGCGUGUGGUGAAUUUGUACAGUAUUUUCAGGAAGUACGAUAACGCUUGUUAAACAGACGAACAGCUCUUCGGCGGUUCUAUGAAAGAUGCAAGAACUUUUCUGUAGCGGGAUUCUACAGUGAGCAGCAUUACUCGAAGUAGUAUAACGUUAAUAACGGAUAAUUGGUUUGUGUAAAAAGUAAAAAGAAAAAAACAACUAUAAAAUACGAGGCUAAUAGAAAAGUCCUAUGUAAUAUACGCAUGAGUUGAAAUGGAAAAAUAAAGGAUUUUAGUUAUGGA